Schistosoma haematobium is the source of this 8372-nucleotide messenger RNA. RefSeq lists its product as uncharacterized. The coding region runs from base 3445 to 3918 and encodes 157 amino acids. Gene Ontology annotation, biological process: phosphate ion transmembrane transport; oxaloacetate transport; thiosulfate transport. The record is from RefSeq and is a predicted model, not a curated record. Lineage: Eukaryota; Metazoa; Platyhelminthes; Trematoda; Strigeidida; Schistosomatidae. The transcript has 6 exons. Gene Ontology annotation, molecular function: succinate transmembrane transporter activity; oxaloacetate transmembrane transporter activity; thiosulfate transmembrane transporter activity.
GUGAGACCGAUUUAAUGACGAACCAAUCAGACAUACGAUAAUACGCCUUGAAUUUUGGCGCUGAAUUUGUCCAUCCGUUUUAGCUGUCAGUUCGUGGUUAAAACCCUAAAUCUACUUUCUAACCGUAACUGUCAACUGCAAAUCACAAUUAUAAUUCACCACACCGGAUUGUUAUCGUCAUCUAGUCCUAGUAGUCAUCAGAUUACCAAACGAAGUGGUUGUUUCAUUUAAUGCGAAAAACUAUAAAAUGAUAAUUUCUUGCUCUUGAUUAAACUUAUUUAGAACUGAUCUACUCAAAAAUCAGUGCCUAGUUAAUGACUGAGUUUUUCUGGUCAUUGAACUGUUGAAUAAUAUCUGAUGUAUCAUUUUAUCUGUUUUUUUUCUAAAGUAAAGAAACCCCACCCAAUCUUCCAAUUUUGAAGAAAAUUUGACCCAUUUUGGGGAAGCCAAUAAGUAAAAUUUUGGAAAAUUUUCGGGAAAUAAUACUAAAACCCCAAAUUUUCCUAAGAAUCUUAUAACUGGGGAAAUCGGCUUAUGUAUCGGCUGUUCACGGUGAAUUGUACUGAUUCCAUAUCCAUAUAUUCAUUCAAAGGAAGUACCUAGUCAUACUUUUCAACAAUGCAGACCGAAAAAAAGGCCGAGAUACCUGCUACUAUGAAGUUUGUAUUGGGUGGAACUUCUGGGUAUGUUAAAUGUGAAUACUUUUAUGUUACUCUACCAAUUGAUCAUAUACAAACUUAUAAGUUAUUUUCUAUAUACAUUUUAUCUCCAUAUUUUCUGUCUCAUUGUUGUGACCUGCAAUGGUUUCAGUUUUUUGUUAUGGUCAUAAACAUUUAUCUUGUGAAGUGAUUCUGUUUUAAGUUAUGAUAAUUAGAAGUAUUUGAAUUAUAGUACAAACUAAGAAUCCCAGAAAUAAUGCAAUUGGAUCAAGAAGUACUAUAUAACCACGAACGAAUGUACUGUAUUUGGAAUUCGAAAUUAAGCAUCCAACAAGUACAAAGGAAUCGUUAGUUCAUACAAACACCAUAUCCGCCACAGCUUAAAUUGGAGUCUAAUUGUCUGUAAUCGAUUGUACGUCUUCUUUUUAAGUUGAUCCUGUGUCUGUCCGACAGUGUACUGGAUAAAGACUCCGCACUAUCUUGAAUGUAUUCAUUAGUAUUAGAAUUAACAGCCGAAGUCGGAAGACUUACUUGGCUUUUGGAAUUGUAUACAAUCACUGUGUCGGUUAUGAACUAUGUGGCUUCAUUUAAAACAUAUUUCUUACACUGACGAGCAAACAUGAGAAGUGACUUCGUGAUGAGGAUAAACAACAGUUAAUAUGGAAUCAUCUGAAUUGUAAUCGAAAUCAAGCUCAUUUAGUACUCGUGCUUCACACUGAACGAGUUUCCCACAAGAAACAAAUGCAUUAUGAGGACAAGUAAUAUUUGAUAUGACAUCAAGAUUUGACUCUUCUGAAAUAGUUUCCUCGAAUUUAAUACGUAUGUCAUUGCAGAUCAAAUGAUCAUUAGAAAAAUCACCAUCUAUCAAAACUACAUCAGGUUUUUGAUCAUGAUUAGCUUCACUCAACAUAUUUUUCUCAAGUUUGUAAGAAAUUUCAUCAGAAAUAUAUGAAUUAUUAGGAAAAACCAUAUUUGGUACAAUAACAUGCAAAAUUUGAUAAGUUGAUUGAUUAGAAACUGUUGCUUCACAAGGAUUCUGAGUUUCAUUUAACUCUGGUAUGCUAUGUGACUCUAUACCGCUUUUCAAAGUCGUGGAUAAAGAUAUAUGAUCGUUAGAAACACCCAACUUAAUGGGAUCACAAUUACAAAUUUAAGCAUUAGUUGUAGCGGAAUGAACCGUAAUAUGAUAAACUGACAAUGUGUCCAAUCUCACCACAUGUAAAGCAUUUAAAAUUAUGAAAUAUACAUGAAUUAAAUGAAUGAAACCUGCCACAGGACAAACAAUGACCAAACUUAUGCCUAUCUUCGUGAACUGCAUCGCAACUCAAUGAAUUAUCUGCAUUACCUUGACUAUGCACUGAAUUGGGAUGACGUAGUAAUGUAGUGGAAUUUUUUAUGUCCAUAUGAAUCAUUUUACGAAAUCUUCCUCCUUUACCGCAUUCGAAAUUUCUAUACCUAACAUAGUCUAGCAGUAGUUCCUUGAGAGUCGCAUAAGGAAGAAAAAUAGGCUUUUCGGGUAAAGCCAGAGUUUUUAGUAAGCUGUAAGCUUUUUUCCGAUGAAUGUGAGGAAAUGUGCCACAAUAUUAACAUCCUCAACAUCUUCCUCGGUCAUAGCCCAGAUUUCAAACCUUUCCAAGUAGUCUUCAAGAGCAUCAAAAUCUGAAUGUAUGUUUAACCGUUCUAUCACAGGCUCCAUCGCGACGCCAAUGUGAUAAUUAGGAGUAUUUGAAUUAUGGUACGAACUAUGAAUCCCAGAAAUAACGCGAUUUGAUCAAGAUGUACUACAUAACCACGAAAGAAUGUACUGUAUUUGGAAUUAGAAAUUAAGCAUUCAACAAGUACAAAGGAAUCGUUAGUUCAUACAAAAACCACAUAAGUGUAUUUCAAGAGUACGAAUAUCGUAUAUUUGUUUUGAUCCAAAUUUAAAAUUAUUAGUGGUAUUCUAGUUGAUUGAAAAUGAUGAUUUUCCAAGUUAAACGUUGUCAUCGAUCAUUAUCAUCUAUUUUACAACCGUUUACAUUCACUAUGGUGUAAUAAUUGUUUCAUUCCUCCCUCACUCAAUAUAUAUUAUUGGCUUUAGCUUAGGAAUGUGUAUAGUUCUCCAGUUAUAAACAGUAGUUGAAAUGUGUAGCCUUGUUAUUUUUGUGUUUUAAUUUGCAAAUGUUUCUGUCAUAUUGGAUUCACGUUUAUGAUCAUUAGUUUUUGUACUGGAUUAUUGAUUAUAAGGUCAUAGGUUCAAAUGGGUUUUGCAACUUCCUGUCUGAUAACCAAGUAAUAUCGUUAAUUUUUAAGUAUCUAAUACACUCAAAAUAUGGUAUUUGAACACGCAUGAACUUAGUCUCAUUGGCUUUAUGAGAAUAUAUUUUAAAACUCAACAUUCAUUUAUAACUUGUACUGGGAUGAGUUACAACACUUAUUGUUUAAGCUAUUGUUUAUAUGAUGCAUUUAGAUGGUAAACUGUGAUAAAUAAAAUGCAUUGAUUCCGACUUGUUAAUCACAUUCAAAUAUGGGUUGCAAUAGUUCAUCCAGUUGUUAUUUUCACGUUCAGUUCUUCUUUUAGUAAUUUCAAAUAUGUACCUUGUAAAUAUAGUAUAUUUCAUCUUCCUCAUAAUUUCAACCUCAGCUUGUUGUUGCGCUAUAUGACUAUCACCCACCCUUGUUCUUUGCUGACAAUGACUUACUGUACCAACCUUGAUCUUGUACCAUAGAUUUUGAUUAUUUAUCAUUAAAAUGAAUAUCAUCAGUAUCAGUUUGAGUCUCAGUUUCCACUACUUGAAUUUGCAGAAUGUGUGCCUCUGUUUGCGUUCAACCUUUGGACCUCGUGAAAAACAGGAUGCAAAUGAGCGGUAUCGGAAGUGCUACUUCUGGUCAACGUAACAGUCUUCAAGUACUUCUGUCAGUCAUUAAAAAUGAAGGAUUUUUUGCGAUAUACUCAGGUUUAUCAGCUGGAUUACUUCGUCAAGCCACCUACUCAACUGCUCGUUUAGGCAUCUACACAAAUUUAUUUGAACAAUAUACAAAGCGUAAAAAAGAAUCUCCCAAUUUCUUCACUAAAAUAAGUAUAGCUGUAACUGCUGGGAUAUGCGGUGCAUUCAUUGGUACACCAGCCGAAAUUUGUCUUAUCCGUAUGACAUCUGAUGGCAGAUUACCACCAGCAGAACGUCUAAAUUAUUCCAAUGUGUUCAAUGCUCUAAUAAGAAUCGCUCGCGAAGAAGGAGUGUUGACAUUGUGGCGGGUAAGUAAACCAACCUGGUAUUAAUAUUAUAUCUUUUUUUUUAAUAUUUGUAGUAAUAUAUGUAUAUAUAUUGUAAGGUAUUUGUAUAUAACCUAAUGAUUAUGAAAAUAUUUUACGUAUUCGAUUCAUUUAGGCUUGCUUAAAUUUCACCAUUUAACUUAUUAAGACUAUUCUCAAAAAUCAAGCCUUCUGACACUAAAACUUGAGACCUACGAGUCCGAAUAAUUCUAAAUAAAUCAGGCUAGAGUUUUUUUUCUUAAAGUCUACUGUACUAAUGAAUUAUACUGGGAGCUUGUCCAAUCAGGCGUCAGAACCUUGAAGUCUCAAAAAAGGCAAAGGGUGUGAAUCGGAUGCAUACAUCAUUGUUAAUUAGUGUACAUAGUCCACAUAGCCCUUGUAUCCUAUCACUAAAAUACCUUGGUCUUCGACAUUGUCCUAGAAAAUAGAAAUGGUUGAGUACAUUGACCACCUCACCGUUUCAUCAGUCCUGAUGGGCUGGUGCCUAUCAAAAUCUCGGCACGGAUUCAGAAAACUCGAUUGGACCUUGUCAACUCACAUGACUUGUGGCGUAGACGAGAUAUUCGUAUACUAACCAAAAGACGAGGUUGCUGCGCAUUUCCUUAUGUUCUGCUUUAUGGAUAUGAAACAUGGUCAUUAAGCAAAUAAGAACGAAUUCCGUUGCCAGAUACUUGCAUAUGAGCCACACUCUAUGUUAGGGCUAAUGGUUCUACCCGGUUUCCCAAACCGAAGUAAAUGAAGUGGGGUUCCAACCAGGAACUUAAUGGUUAAAAGCCGAAGGCCUUAACUACGGAUAUUUUUAAGUUAAUAGUAUUUGAUCAUAGGUAUCUUCAAAGCAUCGCUCAUAUUUGUUUGGACGACCGAGUUAGCAAUGUUCAGGUCAGAGGCAAGUUACUAGGUAAAUAUGUGAAAUUCACUGAUGGUUUGUUGAAUCUUCACUAACUGAGGUUGUUGGGACAUGUAUUACGUAUCCCCAGCCACUGUUUGGCGUCGUAGGAUGUUGGAAGAAAUUUAAGGGCCGCCAAAUCAAGAUGUAGAACCAGUUCAUGAAGUAACCGACAAUUGAACUAUGCCAUGCUAGUAAAUGUAGACUACCUGGUUGAGGUCUGAGCGGUUAUUGUGACCAGUGGCUAGAGGCUUGGGGUGACAUGGCUCAGAACCGCUCACAGUAGUGGGUGUGAAUUUUGCUCCUUGUCUUCCUUCGGAACCCGAGUCCCAAAAUAUUCUACUACCUGAUGAUACUGUUGCCACCUACUACUCUGCGGUUCGUUUUGAAAUAAUGUUAUCUGGCUGUACUAAAGUGGUAUGACAACUUAAACCGAUUCACUUACAUGUCAAAUUCUACGUUACGUAUGGCUGGGUAAAAAAAAUAUAGUAAAUUUAAUAGUGAUACGGUAAGAUUGACAGCGAAGAUAAAUAGAUAUUUUAUGGAAAUUUUGAGUCACCACAUUUCCAAUCUCUGACAAUAAAUAGUCCUUAUAUAUAAUUUAUUUCGUCCGAUUUUCAAUCAUAAAUGAACGAUGGUUUGAUGGAUAAAGUACUCAGUUUCCAACUAUUAGACCACAGGUUCGAAUCCCACCUCACCUACUUUGGUAUGAACAACCAGUUAAUAUUAGUAACUCAUAUAAAUCUCUCAAAACCUAGCACACAAGCCUGUACUUCAUAAACCAAUUACACAUAAUUAUGGACGACAACGAUAGUUUAGUUGAUCUUAUUGUUCACCAUUUCUGCGAAUUCAGAAGCUUAGGUAUAUUCAAACGAUUCGCCAAAUAUAUUUCUGUUAUAGAUCAUAAAUUUUUGAACUUGUAAUAAGACGAUAGUCAAUUUGUGUAUUGUAAAAUUUUAAUAACUUCUGAUGAAAAGGUUUAUGCAGAAAAUUUGCCGAUGCCACAAGAAAAGUAAAAUGCUAUAGAUAACAAAUGACACAUUUAAAUAAAAAGACUACGGUUAAUAAUUGCUACAAGCCAUUAAAUAAUAUCUGACUUUCAUAACAUCUUUUUAAAAAGAAUGUCUAGUGUAAAUACUUGAUAUUAUAUUCAAAGAGAAUGAUAAUGUUGAAUUAGAUUUACGCUUUAAACUUAUCACACCACACAAUGACCUCAUGAAUUCCGAUUGGGUUUGUCAAUAACUAUGUAUGUCGAUAAAACAAAUCAACAAAGUUAACAGUCGAAUUGAAUGUGACCGGUUGUUCUUCUUUUAUUGAAUGUAGAUAAUCAAUGUAGACAAAUGAAAAAAAAGAUAAAUUGAACAAUGAACCGGAAUUUAAUAGGUCAUGUUUAGUUAUCUCAUUUUCACUCAUCUGACACUAUCAUGUGAAGUGUAGGAAACGUGCACGUUUUUCUAUUAUUGUAAAUAAUCAAAAUAUUAUCAUUUAAAGUCUUGCAAAGUGUGAUCUUUUUAUGGGGGGUUUGUUUAAUGUGAUGAUAAUCUCCCGAGCUAACUACUGAUAUACAAGUUUUCAAGUUUACAUCAAUUCGCGUUCUUACAACUUCCAAAUAUUCAGUAUAUAUGAGGUAGUAUAUUAGCAAUUAAGCAUACCUUAGGUGUACCUGUAAUCUUGAGAUAGUUCAUGUUCCCCUGUGGGAUUCAAACCUUUAUCAUUCAACUUAGUGGUAAUAUCUCAACCUGUGUGGGUGCUUGACGUGGUUUAGAAUCGCGAAGCACGAAUCAGUUUUCUCGAGGUUGCAGGUGGAUCUUGCCAACGAGUGCCAGUCGUCUCUCUUAAUUUCAUUCUUCAAAUCAUAUUUUAUGUUACUCUUACUUUAAUCUUUCCCACUUUUCAUUCUUAUCCACUGAACUUAUGUUUUUUUAAUGUGUAGAUUAACAAAUUAGUAUCAAUAUCUUGUUUUAGCCCCAUUUCAACAUGAAGUAGUAAUAGCGAAGGAAUUCCCACUUAAUUUAGUUCAUAAUAGUUUAGAUUAGAUUAUCGUUGAUAUUUUUGACUGAACUUUGAUAAGCUUUAGUUUGUCACAAGCUAUCAACUAUCUGGAUAACGGAUUAGGCACUUGGAGCGAAAGGUACCGGUUCGGCGUCCUGAAGUGAACAUUAAUUCUGUAAUUCAGGUACAGCCAGUUAACUAGUCCCAAAUAGGACGAAACGCUCUUCCUAGAUCCCACUGUUAGAUACAUCCCAUCUAUCCUAUAAAAAUUGUUACUUUUUGUUCGUAAUUACAUUUCCAUCAAGUUUGUGGUGGAUAAUUUAUCCAUAUAAACGUUGAAAUUAACUAAAAUGUACGGUAAUUCUCUUAGGUACCUAGCGCUUCUGAAUUUUCGUUUGUAUUGUAUAUUUGUUUAUUAGAGGGAAUUCACCCUCUAAAUGAAAUGUUCAUUUCGAUUAUUUCUAAUGUCUUUCGUUUAGCUUUACUUAAUAAUCAAUAAAAAUCACACAUAAAAAUGAUAUCAGUGUUUGUCCAAUUCACAUUUCGGAAAUUACCAAGCUAAAACACUAAUAUUUAUAACCUGUUCAGCUUCACUAUUAUCAGAGUAUACGUUUUAUUUUACAAUCUUCAAGUUCGUAUACAUCGGUCAAACCUAUUCUGUGGAAGUAAAUGAUUUGUCACUGAAAUCAUGAGCCCAUCUGUGCUAGACCACCAUUGAAAACCUGGAAGCACUGAAUGGCCGUCCCGUCCUAGUAUGGGACUCCUAAGCAGUGAACAUCUACGAGCUAGACAUUAACACUGUUGGAUGUUGGCUCAUUGGUCUAUAGGAUAAGCGUUUGCUCGCAAGAUUGAAGGUCCUGGGUUCGUUUCCCAGCCACGGAGUUGUGAAUGCGCACUUCUGAGGACUCCAAUAUUAAGACGAAGCGGCCUUCCAGUGCUUCCAAGUUUUCAAUGGUGUUUCAAAUUAGAUCGGUUCAUGAUUUCAGUGAAACUCAACGAUCUCUACAACUCUAAACUGAUGCAUGAUAGAUAUCAAGUUUCUUCAAGUAUAUGUUAAUACUCAACAGUCAAGAAACAAAAUUAAAUAAAAAAGUAUGUGUUAUAUCGCAAUAGGAAUUAUUUUAAGCCAAAUGUUAAAGUAAUGCUUUCGCUCAAUAUUUUCAUAACCACUUCAUUGUUUCACUAGUUAAUCGGUAGUACACAUACUGUCAGUUAUCCUAAAUCCAACUACUGAACAAGUCAUAUCCUAUAAUCCAAUGAAUCGUCACUUGAAUGUUUUUUUAUUCAGAAGAAGCAUAUGUGUAUUUCCCUGUAUAAUUUUACUUUGUAGGGUGCAGUCCCAACUAUGGGUCGAGCAGCUGUAGUUAAUGGUGCACAAUUAGCUACUUAUUCUCAAGCCAAACAAAAACUUCUUGAAGUCGGUCAUUUCACUGAUGGCUUGAAUGUACACAUAAUGGCUAGCUUAUUAAGUGGUUUUACUACAUCUGUUUUCUCUUUACCGAUUGAUAUUGCUAAAACUAGAAUUCAAAAUAUGAAAACUAUUGAUGGAAAACCAGAGUAUAAAAAUAUGGGGGUAAAAAUC